CAGAAGUUCGCGUGGAUGCUCGACGUCGGCUUUCCUCGCAGCCAUGGCACCAUCGGGGUCUUCCGCACCCGACGCUCACUUUGGGACUUUGUGAUCGCAGGAUUUGCCCCGUUUUGCUGAGGACGUUUUGGAUCCGGACUUGGAAGGAAGGAAGGAAGGAAGGAAGACCCUCAUGUUGCCUCUGGUCGCCCCCAAGCUGGGACUCUUCCACCUCCGGCGGCUCCUGCUCGGAACUCCGUGCGUAAAAGGCGCACUGAGCUCCGCAGGGGAGUAGAAGGAAGGUGGGCUUGACCUUCCUCUUCUGCUUCUUUUUUUUUUUUUUUGCCUUUUCCUCCUCUUCCUGUCGUCUUUUUGCCCCCCCCUCCUCCCCUCCAUCGGCAGGACGCAGGUGUAUUUGUGUGCGCCAUCAAGAUGUCGCCGCUGCCCUCCAGGUUCUUCUACCUGUGUUUACAUUUCCUGGUGCUCUACUUUCAAAUACAGGAGUCCCAGCAGAGCUCGGCAGACUUCAGGUUCUACAUCGAGAACCACACCAGGAUCUCUGACGACCUGAGCCGCAAACAGGUGCGCAUUUACCAGCUGUACAGCAGGACCACGGGCAAGCACGUCCAGAUCCUGGGCAAGAAGGUCAACGCCAACGGAGAUGAUGGGGGCAAGUAUGCGCUCCUGGUGGUGGAGACGGAGACGUUCGGCAGCCAUAUUCGGAUCAAAGGCAAGGAGAGCGAACAUUACAUCUGCAUGAACGACAAGGGCAAAAUCGUCGGGAGGCCCGACGGCAGGAAGCAGGAGUGUGUGUUCGUGGAGGAGUUCCUGGAGAACAACUACACGGCGCUGGUGUCGGCCAAGUACAAAGGCUGGUACCUGGGCUUCAACCGCAAGGGGCGGCCCAAGAAGGGCUCCCGGACCACCCAGCGCCAGCAGGAGGUCCACUUCAUGAAGCGCCACCCCAGGGGCCGGGAGGACCCGCCGGAGGGCUUCCCCUUCACCACGGUCACCAAGCGCUCACGAAGGGCUCGCAGACUAAAAGCCAGGAGGACUUGAUGGACAGGAAGAAGAAAUAAGAGCUUUUAUUUUUCUACUCUCGCUGGAUCCA
Molecule: messenger RNA, 1090 nt
Organism: Nerophis lumbriciformis (worm pipefish)
Lineage: Eukaryota; Metazoa; Chordata; Actinopteri; Syngnathiformes; Syngnathidae
Gene: fgf24
Product: fibroblast growth factor 24
Molecular function (GO): growth factor activity
Source: RefSeq, a predicted model, not a curated record